Messenger RNA from Daldinia childiae, 1197 nucleotides. Its product is annotated as Protein SPT10. Gene Ontology annotation, molecular function: acyltransferase activity, transferring groups other than amino-acyl groups. The coding region runs from base 1 to 1197 and encodes 398 amino acids. The record is from RefSeq and is a predicted model, not a curated record. Lineage: Eukaryota; Fungi; Ascomycota; Sordariomycetes; Xylariales; Hypoxylaceae. The transcript is spliced from 2 exons.
AUGCCGGCAAUUAUGGAUGAUCCGUCAAGUCCAACUAUCUACCGUGUCACCGGACAAGCCCCUUAUCCGGACCCCAACAAGCCGGAGCUACCACCAAACGUCCUCCCUCGUCAGGUAACACUACGAGAUCGUCAAACUAUUGCAACUGUCGUGCCUUUUGCUUCUCGCAGUCAAGUACCCCCUUCGUUGCUAACCUAUCUCUCGGACCAAUUCGCAAAGGAGAUUGAGGGCGGGGAUACCUAUCCCAUGAUAGACCCUAUGCCCCUUGAGAAGUUCUCAGCUUACUGGUUCCAGAAUUUUGCUGGAAUUAUGCUUCUCGGUCAGAUCGAGAGUGCCGCCGAUGUAGUCGAGGGUAAGGACUGGUCAAGAGAAUGCCUCGGUAGCUUCUACAUUAAGCCAAAUUACCCAGGCCGAAGCAGCCAUGUGUGCAACGGCGGCUUUCUCGUGACGGACGCUUCUCGCAACCGCGGCGUGGGCCGUCUUAUGGGCGAAAGUUACUUGGAUUGGGCACCAAAGCUCGGUUAUACAUACUCGGUGUUUAACCUCGUCUAUGAGACGAACGUGGCCUCGUGUAAGAUUUGGGAUGCGCUCGGUUUUAAACGCAUCGGACGUGUUAAGGGAUGUGGCAACCUUAAGUCGUACCCAGAUCGGCUAAUCGACGCUAUCAUCUACGGACGGGAUCUUGGGCCUAGUGCCGGCGAGGGCAAUGGCGAACCCCUUCUCGUGAGUGAAGAGCGUUUCGACAAAAUCAAGUUCUACCUCAAAUAUGGGCGCUACCCGAAUGGAUCUGACCGCGCCGAAAAAAGCAGGCUCCGAAGCGCCGCGACGCACUAUAAACUACUCGACAACGACGUACUGAUGCUUAAGGAUAAGGAAGUCAUUAGCGACCCCAUCCGCCAGAUGGAUAUUUCGCGUCGCCUCCACGAGAUCGGCGGUCACGCCGGCAUUAACAAGACUACGGCGACUAUUGCUGAGAAGUAUCACUGGAGUCGCAUCAAGGAAACUGUUUCGGAUGUAAUUAGGACGUGUGAACAAUGCAAAGAAGCGAGCAAAACUCCUUCCAUACAGAACCCUAUUAAGCGUCUCAAUAUAAAUCCCGACAAUGCCAAUAUCGGUGGUCCUCGAGCUACCAGCACCAACCCACAACGAACUUCCGACUUUGGUUGGCCCUCAACAUCCAUAUGCUCGCCCAAGUGA